Messenger RNA from Coregonus sp. 'balchen', 10954 nucleotides. NCBI's taxonomy places the organism in Eukaryota, Metazoa, Chordata, Actinopteri, Salmoniformes, Salmonidae. The record is from the annotation of a GenBank genome assembly.
AUGAAACGGCGCUUGGAGGAACAGGAACCGGUAUUUGCGUCCCAACAGCGGCGCCUCCCCGGCAGCACGGAGGCUCUCCAGCACCGCGUCCUGGCCCCGGCGCCGGCCGCGUAUGAGGCCGUGGCCGACAGCAUGCAGCCCACUGCAGGCAGCAUCCAGUAUUCUGUCCCACAGGGCUACCAGGUACACAGUGCUACACACACAACCAAGGUUUACAGUUUCAUUCAUUUUGAACUGCUAUUUUUAAUCAUAAAUGAGCGGUAACCUCCCUAAUAGUGAUAUUCUGUGGCUGUGUACACUUUGGAAUUAUUUAACAAUUGAUAAUUCAAUUCAAGAACGUCAUUUAUCAAACAAUCAGUAAUUCCCCCCCCCCCCCCCCAAAAAAAAGAAAUGCCUUUAUAUGCAUGUAUACACCCUAAUGAUCCAGUCCUAAGUUACUUCUGUUGGCCCCCCUACAGGCCCCCACUGUGCCACAGAACUCAAGUGGCCAUGGGCACGCCCCUAGCCCAGCUGUACACCACCACAGCCCAGUGGUCCAGCCCCACGGGCCCCCUGUGAUGCAGGGCCACGCUCACCCCCCUGCGUCAGCCCAGGGCCAGCAGCAGUUCCAGAGGCUCAAGGUGAGACCUCCUGCCCCCCCACCCCACACCCCCCGUUUGGUGUUUUCCAGGCCAACCUAAUGAGAGCAAUUUAUAUAUUUAUCUGAGAUAUAAUCAAAUAAGACCCAGAUGAACAGUGCUCAGACUCAAAGAGUCAUGGAUGUCUUUCUCUCAGGUGGAAGAUGCUUUGUCCUACCUGGACCAAGUGAAACUGCAGUUUGGCAACCAGCCUCAAGUCUACAAUGAUUUCCUGGACAUCAUGAAGGAGUUCAAGUCUCAAAGGUGAGGUCAUUCACUAUUGACAUUUUCAAGGUUUCGCCUCUCUUACUCUAGCAUGACAAAAGUUAACUGCCUUUCAAGCAAAUAUGUUUCUCUGUUUCGUCACAGCAUUGACACUCCAGGGGUGAUAAGCAGGGUAUCCCAGCUCUUCAAAGGCCACCCCGACCUCAUUAUGGGCUUCAACACCUUCCUGCCACCGGGCUACAAGAUCGAGGUCGCGACCAACGACCUGGUCAAUGUGACCACGCCGGGUCAGAUCCACCACAUCACCCCUCACGGCAUCUCUGUCUCGCAAAUCCCCCUGACGGGACCACCCACCCCGCUCCAGCCCCAGGUGCCAGCCCCCACCACCACCUCUGCCCCGCCCCCUCCCACACAGCCAACCCCUGCCAAGAUGAGCAAGGUGAGUGGGUGAAUAUAUAAAUAUUACACAUUAUUUGCCUAUAUUUUGUUUACCACUAUGUUCUCUCAGUCCAAAAUGUUAAAUAUGUUAGUUCUUUCCCCCCAACAUGAUUUUUAUAUAUGUGUUCGUUUUAAUGUAUUUGUCUAGCAGCCACUGCAAUCUCCGGCCCUCACGCCAAGCAGCCAGCCCAAUCCGUCCAUCCCCGCCUAUGCCCCCCCCCGAUCCCCGACCCUGCAGCCCCACACCCCGAUCACUGGCACGCCCAACGCCCCUCCGCUGCAGAAUAACCAGCCUGUGGAGUUCAAUCACGCCAUCAACUACGUCAACAAAAUCAAGAACCGUUUCCAGGGCCAGCCCGACAUCUACAAAGCCUUCCUGGAGAUCCUGCACACCUACCAGGUCAGCAGCCAAACCAAAUUUUCCUCUUAGAUCACAUAUCACUUAAUAUUCCAACUGGAGCACUCAUAAUAUAAAUGUUUGUCUUUGUCAACUCUAGAAGGAGCAGCGGAAUGCUAAGGAGGCAGGAGGGAACUACACCCCAGCCCUGACAGAGCAGGAGGUCUAUGCCCAGGUGGCCCGGCUCUUCAAGAACCAGGAGGACCUUCUCUCGGAGUUUGGCCAGUUCCUACCAGAUGCCAACAGCUCGGUGGUGAGUAGAGCACAAAGCAUUUAUCUGUGCCCUGAGAAUCUACACUGAGUAUGCAAAACAUUAACAACACCUGCUCUUUCCAUGACAGCCUGACCAGGUGAAAGCUAUGAUCACUUAUUGAUGUCACUUGUUAAAUCCACUUCAGUCAGUGUAGGUGAAGGGGAGGAGACAGGUUAAAGAAGGAUUUUUAGCCUUGAGACGAUUGAGACAUGGAUUGUGUAUGUGUGCCAUUCAGAGUGUGAAUAGGCAAGACAAAAUAUUUAAGUGCCUUUGAACGGUGUAUGGUAGUAGGUGCCAGGCGCACCGGUUUGUGUCAAGAACUGCAACGCUGUUGGGUUUUUCACUCGCAACAGUUUCCCGUGUGUAUCAAGAAUGGUCCACCACCCAAAGGACAUCCAGCCAACUUGACACAACUGUGGGAAGCAUUGGAGUCAACAUGGGCCAGCAUCCCUGUGGAAUGCUUUCGACACCUUGUGGAGUCCAUGCCCCAACGAAUUGAGGCUGUUCUGAGGGCAAAAGGGGGGUGUUCAACUCAAUAUUAGGAAGGUGUUCCCAUUGUUUGGUAUACUCAGUGUAUGUCUUAUAAAGUGUGUUCAAGGUAUUAAUUUAUAUUUGUCCCCAAAAGUCCAUAUCAGACAUAAUAUUCAGGGGUUGACGUAACUUUUCGAUAGCAGGUGUUCAAAUGAGUAGCUGAGGUAAUAUUGUGGUGCAACUACCGCUGAGCUAUCUGACCAUGUUGUGUCCCUUGUCCUCCCUAGCUGUUAAGCAAGACGACAGCAGAGAAGGCGGAGUCUGUGCGGAAUGACCACGGUGGCACAGCGAAGAAGCCGCAGCUCAACAACAAACAGAGGCCCAAUCAGAACGGCUGCCAGAUCCGCAUGCACUCUGGUACAGGUGCCACACCCCCUGUCAAGGUACACGCCCCUUUUCUAUCAGCACACUGUAGAUACGAAAAUGCAUUACCCUCUGGCUGCUUUCCAGGCUGCUCUACUAAUUCACAGCUUGUGUUGAAUUAUUUAUCAAUAUAAACUGAUAUCAUGAUAUUUUCUACAUCACUGUUGAGAACUCACUCUCUUUUGUCCCCGUCUUUGCCAUCUUGCAGAAGAAGCCCAAGUUACUGAAUUUGAAAGACUCGUCCCUGGCAGAGGCCAGCAAACAUGGAGUUGGCACAGAAUCUCUGUUCUUUGAGAAGGUGAAUUUGAGCUUGGCUUUCUACCCCAUUUAGUUUCAUUAGCUACGGAAUUAAAUAACCUGAAAGGUAAAUGUUUUUAACUAAUUGAAUUAAAUAUGAACGAGUAAAAGUUGCUUAUAAUUUCCUGCUGUAAUGAACUAAAUACCCCCAUAAAGCUUUAGAAGGUGCAGUAUGAUAUAGUAAUCUUCGGGGGGGGGGGGAAUUAGGCGCUUGCAUUUUGCCCUUUUUAAAAUUAUUUUUGAAUCUGUCUUUACUUGACGUCUCAUCCAGGUUUUUUCUUUUUUUUCUUUUUGCAGGUGCGGAAGGUCUUGCUAAGUGCAGAGGCCUAUGACAACUUCCUGCGUUGUUUGGUCAUCUUCAACCAGGAGGUCAUCUCCAGGGCCGAGCUGGUGCAACUGGUGCUGCCCUUCCUGGGGUGAGUACCAAGGUUGGGAAACUGCCUCACUCAGUCAGUGACCGACUAAGUCUAGAUUAAUCCACUCCUCAUUGGUCGGGGCUUGAUUCACAUCAUUGACAUGUUCGACUGGUUAUGCAUUCAUUUAAUCCAUUCAGUAAAGCUUUGUUAAGUGGGGCUAAAGCAAAACAAAUUAUAGUCUGAACAAAAUGGCCACUCUCGUUGACAGGAAAUUCCCAGAACUGUUCAAUUGGUUCAAGAACUUCCUAGGAUACCGGGAAAUGUCCCACACUGAGCGCUAUCCCAAGGAGCGUGCCAUGGAGGGCAUCGCCAUGGAGAUCGACUAUGCUUCCUGUAAGAGGCUAGGCUCGAGCUAUAGAGCACUGCCGAAGAGCUACAUGCAGCCCAAGUGCACCGGGAGAACGCCACUGUGCAAAGAGGUGAGUGCAACACUGCCCCUCGAAGUCAAUCUUAAGAACUACAGCCAUUCAACAGGCCCUCAAGGGAACCUUUUUCACCAGCCGUUAACCACACCUACCUAGCAGCUGUUCACACAAAUAAUUAAUCUCCAGUUACUCUCCUCACUGUGUGUACUGUUUUCUGAAUGUAGUGGAUGUCGGAACCAUGUUGCUAUAGGUUUACUCGGUGAAAUCAGAGCAAUAUUGGAGCUGCAUUAUUACCGGUGUGUUGCCUCACAGCUACGCAUCACACAGUCUUCUUUUACACCUUUUUUAUAUGUGUAGAUGUGUAACGUAUGUACACAAGAUGUUUAGUGUGUCCUUGCUUCAUCCAGGUCCUCAAUGACACCUGGGUGUCCUUCCCUUCCUGGUCUGAAGACUCCACCUUUGUGAGCUCCAAAAAGACCCAGUAUGAGGAGCACAUCUACAGAUGUGAGGAUGAACGCUUCGAGGUGAGUUAGCCCAUGACCGACCGCGCAAACUGUAAAUGUCCUCUCACCAAAUUAAUAAAAAAAACGAUGUUUCGAUCUGUUUCUUGGACAAAUACAUCAAUCUAUGCCAGGGAUGGACAACUUUGAUGGGGGUGGGGGCCACAAAAAAACGGAACUCGUAUCAUGAGGCCCCCCACCCCCCUGCGAGCAAAACCAUUUUAUCAGCCCCCCUCGUGACAUCGAAGAUACAUUUCAUGCUUUUAACGUUAAUUUCCUGCAAUUCUAUACAUUUAGCCAAUGUUGCCGUUUUGGAGCAAGUUUGCUGCAAUUCUACACAGUUUGCCAUAGGGUGGAGGUACAUUUUUGCAGAUUUGAAUAUAACUAAUGAUGAAUGGGCCCCACCCCGGUCGGUAAUUCGACCAUGUUUACUACAAGUUUAGAUAGCUGGCCGCUAGACUAACUUACCAAUCUAAAACAUAUUUGCUGACAAUUGAGUGUCUGCUGAUGCACAACCAAAUUGUGAAAUUGCACCUUGUGUAUUCUAUUCUAACUCUCAACAGUAGAAUUAAGACCACGACUAAUUGGCGGGCCGCCAGUUGCCCAUCCCUGAUCUAUGCUAUUGUGUUCCCUUGCCCAUGUUGUGCUUGUCAUCUAACGCUCCCUUGUGUAUUUACCUCCAGCUGGACGUGGUGCUGGAGACCAACCUGGCCACCAUCCGCAUGCUGGAGACCGUACAAAGGAAACUGUCCCGUAUGUCUGCCGAGGAGCAGGCCAAGUUCCGCCUGGACAACACGCUGGGAGACUCCCCGGAGGUCAUCCACCGCAAGGCCAUCCAGAGGAUAUACGGUGACAAGGCCCCUGACAUCAUCGAUGGGCUCAAGAAGAACCCUGCCGUGUCUGUUCCCAUUGUGCUAAAGAGGUGAGUGUCAAGCCAAAACUCAAACUGUACCAGGAAAGCAGUAUUGUGUAUUCUGCAUGUAAUUUGGAUGAACUAUCCCUAGUUUCUCUAAACUGUUGGUUCAAUGUUUAUGUAUUAGUGUACAGGGCUUUUGUGGGGGUCUAUAUCUUUCAUGCAUGCGCAUACUCUGCCUGUUCUUACAUCAAAGUUGAAAACUAUUCAUAUUUUCCCUUAGUCACACUUUGAGGUUUUCUCCUGCAAGACAUCCUCAUUCCCCUGUGUUGUCCUCAGGUUAAAGACCAAGGAGGAGGAGUGGAGGGAAGCCCAGAGGGGCUUCAACAAGAUCUGGAGGGAGCAAAAUGAGAAGUAUUACCUGAAGUCUCUCGACCACCAAGGUAUCAACUUCAAACAGAACGACACCAAGGUGCUACGAUCCAAGACACUGCUCAAUGAGAUUGAGAGCAUAUACGACGAGGUAGAGUUUUCUAGAAUUCCAAUAUGUUAAAAUUGAUAUAAUCCUACAUCCUGGGAAUUUUAUGUUGCUGGUCAUGCAAUAGCACGUAGGUGGAAAAGUGUGUGCUUUUGUGUUGUGGUGUAGCGACAGGAGCAGGCGUCGGAAGAGAACACCGCACUGCCCAGCGGCCCCCACCUGACUUUGACCUACGAGGACAGCCAGAUCCUGGAGGACGCUGCCGCCCUCAUCAUCCACCACGUCAAGCGGCAGACGGGCAUCCAGAAGGAGGACAAGUACAAGAUCAAACAAAUUAUUCACCACUUGAUCCCCGACAUGCUGUUCACCCAGCGCGGCGAGCUCUCGGACGUGGAAGAAGAAGAAGAGGAGGUAGAGGAGAUGGAGCUGGAUGAGGCCGUGGCCAAGAAGCUCAAUUGCGUCGCGCAAGGCGGUAGCCCUAACAAGUCCUCCAAGCUCCUCUUCUGCAACACUGGUGCCCAGAAGCUGCGAAGUUGCGCCGAGGCCUACAAUCUAUUUUACGUCAACAAUAACUGGUACAUCUUCCUGCGGCUUCACCAGACACUGUGCUCGCGGCUGAUGCGAAUCUACGGGCAGGCGGAGAGGCAGAUUGAGGAGGACAUCCGGGAGCGUGACCGGGAGGGAGAGGGGCUGGGCCUCAAGCGAGACAAGAACGAAAACCCUGCCAUCCAGCUGAGACUGAAAGAGCCCAGUGAGUUCAUAGCACAAACCUGUUCUUUCCACACAGCAAUAGCCUUUUCACACUCAAUCACUCAUUGAUUUUCAUCACUUUCAUUGGUAAGUCUCAUAGACACACGGGGGCUACUGUGAAUCUGUGAAGCAUUGAGCAAGCUAGAGCUUGGCUAAUCAUAGCCCUUGGCCAAACAUUCAAGUAUGUGCAGUAAUCUGCAAAUGUAGUCAAAUGUAUACUACUUUGCACAGUAAAUAAGUUUCUAUUCAGAGUGUGUAUUAAAAGAUGUGUUUAAGUGUAGAGGUCUGCGCGGCACUGAUUUCUUCCUCCCGCCAGUGGACUCCCACCUGUUACCGCAAGAACUGGUCCUAAACCCAACCGCAGUCCCGCAAUGUUAUUUUAGGUGUAUGUGACAUAGCUCACUUGCCAGCCAUGGUCCCAGCAAUUUUGUGGCCUAUAGGCAUUAUCAAAAUGCGCAAAGAUAAUCUUAAGAAAUAGCCUAGGUGAAAUUACAAGAGAUUUUCACGUGGCCAAUUAUAUUAAGCUAUCGGUAUUACUGGGUUAUAUCAGCCAAUAUGCUAGAUGUAGUUUGACGAGAGCCGAGUUGGAGAGGCUUGCACUUUCUCUUGAGCUAUUUUUAUAGCCUACCUCCUUAGGAGUGAUACGAAUUUCAGACGGAGACAAAUAUGGUUGAUCAAUAUUUAUUCCUUGGCAAUGUAGUAAACUAUAGCCUUAAUCAUAUUUAGGAAGUACAAUUCCUUGGAAAGAUACACCACGUGGCCAAAAGUAUGUGGACACCUGCUCGUCGAACAUCUCAUUCCAAAAUCAUGGGCAUUAAUAUGGAGUUGGUCCCCCCUUUGCUGCUCUUCUGGGAAGGCUUUCCACUAGAUGUUGGAACAUUGCUGCGGGACUUGCUUCCAUUCAGCCACAAGCAUUAGUGAGGUUGGGCACUGAUGUUGGGCAAUUAGGCCUGGUUCGCAGUCGGCGUUCCAAUUCUUCAUCCCAAAGGUGUUCAUUGGGGUUGAGGUCAGGGCUCUGUGCAGGCCAGUCAAGUUCUUCCACACUGAUCUCGACAAACCAUUUCUGUAUGGACCUUUGUGCACUGGGGCAUUAUCAUGCUGAAACAGGAAAGAGCCUUCCCCAAACUGUUGCCACAAAGUUGGAAGCGCAGAAUCGUCUAGAAUGUCAUUGUAUGCUGUAGCGUUAAGAUUUCCCUUCACUGGAACUAAGGGGCCUAGUCAGAACCUUGAACAACAGCCCAGACCAUUAUUCCUCCUCUGCCAAACUUCACAGUUGGCACUGCAUUCGGGCAGGUAGCGUUCUCCUGGCAUCCGCCAAACCCAGAUUCGUCCAUCGGACUCCAGUGAAUGCGUUUCCACUGCUCCAGAGUCCAAUGGCAGCGAGCUUUACGCCACUCCAGCCAACGCUUGCCAUUCGCAUGGUGAUCUUAGGCUUGUGUGCGGCUGCUCGGCCAUGGAAACCCAUUUCUUGAAGCUCCCGAAGAACAGUUAUUGUGCUGAAGUUGCUUCCAGAGGCAGUUUGGAACUCAGUGAGUGUUGCAACCGAGGACAAAUGAUCUUUACGUGCUUCAGCACUCGGCGGUCCCGUACUGUGAUCUUGUGUGGCCUACCACUUCACGGCUGAGCCGUUGUUGCUCCUAGACAUUCCCACUUCACAAUAACAGCACUUACAGUUGACCAGAGCAGCUCUAGCAGGGCAGAAAUUUGACGAACUGACUUGUUGGAAAGGUGGCAUCCUAUGAUGGUGCCACGUUGAAAGUCACUGAUCUCUUCAGUAAGGCCAUUCUACUGCCUAUGUGUGUCUAUGGCGAUUGCAUGGCUGUGUGCUCGAUUUUAUACACCUGUCAGAAACGGGUGUGGCUGAAAUGGACAAAUCAAAUAAUUUGAAGGGGGGUCCACAUACUUUUGACCAUGUAGUGUAACUGCCAGUGGUUCUCGGCCCAUGCAUAGGCAGCCUACCCUAUUUCAAUGAAAUCACACAUAUACUAGGCGCACUUCAUCUCACAUGCCCAACUAGAAGAGGAGAGGUAGGCUACUGAACUUGAAGCAGCGAAUUCUGAGUGUGUGAGUCAUGCGACAUGCUUUUAAUACAAUGGGUAGGCCUAGGCUAAAGCAUUCAAAGCGGAAAGAUUAUCGUUUCCAACUCUGCAGGACAACACAAAUAUUUGUCUGUCUGACCGCCCACUCCCACCCGCAGCAUGAAAAAUGCUGACCGCGCCGCAGGUCCUGCGGGCAUCCCGCGGGAAUGCAGUCCUCUAUUUAAAUGUAAUCUGUACAUUGGUUGAACCCAAAUGCAUAAUGCCAUGGUCAGUCUCUGACAGUCUGGUUUUUCCCUACCUGCAGUGGAUAUCGAGGUGGAGGACUACUACUCUUCCUUCCUGGAGAUGGUGCGGAACCUUCUGGAUGGCAACAUGGAGUCGGCUCAGUACGAGGACUCACUCCGGGAGAUGUUCACCAUCCAUGCCUACACCGCAUUCACCAUGGACAAACUCAUCCAGAGCAUCGUCAGGCAGGUCAGUAGCCCCUCGUUACUGCUACUCUUUUACACUAGAUUUGAGCUAGUUCCUGGUAUCAUAGCUACCUUUUUGAUCCUCCAGGUUGAUGAGCCAAUCCUAAACCUGUUUUCAGUUUUUGUUAAAGCAUUUUUUUUUACAGGUUGGUUCUGCUGGUCUAGACCUCGUGCACUUUUCUCCACUCAGCUCUUCCUCUUUUUCUGUGUCUGCAGCUCCAGCACAUAGUGAGUGACGAGAUCUGCGUGCAGGUGACAGACCUGUACCUAGCAGAGAGCACCAACGGGGCCACCGGAGGUCCCCUUCCCACCCAGACAUCCAGAGCUUCCACAGAGGGAUGCUACCAGCGCAAGGCGGAGCAGAUCAUGUCUGACGAGAAUUGCUUCAAGGUAGAUCCACCACUGUCAGAAAUUGGGUUUUCUUCUGUGAUGUCGGUUUCUGACUAUCGCACGCAUAUACCCUAAUGUCAUCUUUCUCUCGCCUCUCCUGCCUUUCUUCCUUCGCUCUCGCCACAGCUUAUGUUUCUGAAGAACCGAGGCCAUGUUCAGCUGACGGUGGAGCUUCUGGACACCGAGGAGGAGAACUCUGAUGAACCCAUGGAGGCAGAGGUAAUAGACAGCGCAGUACAAAUAUAUGCUUUGAUUUUCUCCUGUGUGAACCCAGGCACCUCUCAGCUUUCUGCCACUUAAUUGGCGCACCUGGAUUUUUUGUUAUACUGUAUUUGACCAAUGGGGAAGAUUGACAACAACAUGCAAUCAAAAGAAUCUGUGAACCCAUGUAGUUGAAAGUUGUUUUUAGUGUUGUGGUAAAUGGUAGAUGUGUGUUAUCACUGCUAACCUUUUUAUUUUGGCAGCUGGUCUGCGUAUUGAGUGGAUUUGUUUUGUAUUUUCUAGCGCUGGUCAGAUUACGUGGGUCGCUACCUGAAUUCUGACUCUACCUCUCCAGAGUUGCGGGAACACCUUGCUCAGAAACCCGUCUUCCUUCCCAGGUUAGUGUCAAACCCUAUUUUUUUUAUUCUCUUACAGUUGCCUUUCAAGAGAGAAAUGGUGCAAAAUGCCCCAAAGGAGCGAGCCUUAGCUUUGACUAGCCUAACCUGGAACCUUUUCUAAUCAGGAACCUUCGUCGGAUACGGAAGUUCCAAAGGGGUAGGGAGCAGCUAGAGAAGGAGGCCAGCGAGGGAGAGAAAAAGUCCAUGGAGAGCGCUGAAAACCUUCAAAUGGAAUGUAUGUUCAAGCUCAACUCCUACAAGAUGGUGUAUGUCUUCAAGUCUGAGGACUACAUGUACCGACGCACUGCCUUGCUGCGUGCUCACCAGGUAUUCACCUCUCCUCCCAUUUACUCAUAUUCCUCUCCCACUACCCUCUUAGAGUAGUGGAGCUGUACAUAUUACCCUUUGUGGCCUUUUAAUAGACACAAUCCUAUUUGUGACUUGUUAUUCAAGUCGGUUAAACUAGUAACCAUCCUGUGAAUCAGUGGUUCCCAAACUUUUUAUACUAUUACAACUUUCAAGAGUACGCUGAAUGCCAGACUGAGUUCCUUUUUGGGGUGGGACGCCUGCGCCCCCCCCGCCGAUCCCUCGUGCGCCUUACUGUUUGGGAACCACUGCUCUAAAUGACCACCAAUUGUGUGAGAGAUACCUUAGAAACCUAUAUUUUCUGUGUUGAGUUCUGUUUUUUUUUUAACACAGCAGUAUCAUGACCACGGUGUCCCCCUCUCCUUUUCACCUGUAGUCACACGAGAGAGUGAGCACUCGGCUGCACAAACGCUUCCAGGCCUGGGUCGACUCCUGGGUGAAGGAGCACGUCACUCGCGACAUGGCCGCUGAGACCAACAAGUGGCUGAUGGGAGAGGGGCGUGACGGCCUGGUGCCAUGCACCACCACCCGCGAGCCAGAGAUCCUCCACUUCAUGAACAUCAACAAGUACCGUGUCAAAUACGGCUCACCCUUCAAUGCACCAUAA